Molecule: messenger RNA, 426 nt
Organism: Trypanosoma cruzi
Lineage: Eukaryota; Euglenozoa; Kinetoplastea; Trypanosomatida; Trypanosomatidae
Exons: 1
Coding region: 1-426 (141 amino acids)
Biological process (GO): DNA damage response; heterochromatin formation; leading strand elongation
Cellular component (GO): epsilon DNA polymerase complex; CHRAC
Molecular function (GO): chromatin DNA binding; protein heterodimerization activity
Source: RefSeq, a predicted model, not a curated record
AUGCAGGAAACGCCCGGGAGUGAUGAGGCAUGUGCCCCUUCUCUUUUUGGAGAAGUAGUCAAUUAUCCUACGACCCCUGACGCCAUGAAAGAUGUCCCGGCGACCAUCCCGGCUACUGAUACUGCGAUGAAGGCUCGUAGUCUUGCCGCUGGCCAAGUAGAUCGAACCGUAUCCGCUGCGUUACCGGACGGAAUGCAUGUUUCGAAGGAUGCUCGUAUCGCUUUUCAAAAGGCAGCUACUCUGUUUUUGUUGUACCUGUCAUGUCUUGCUGAGGAUGAAAGAUCUCGAGAGGGAAGGAAACGUGUAACUCUUUCGGCGCACGACAUCAAGUCUGCACUAAAGGCAGCCGGUAUGUCCCAUUUGCUUCCGUUGCUUGGCACCAAUCAUAUGAAGCGCAUACGCACUGACGAUAACUUUUUUCUUUAG